Drosophila gunungcola (fruit fly) is the source of this 1937-nucleotide messenger RNA. RefSeq lists its product as uncharacterized. The coding region runs from base 341 to 1447 and encodes 368 amino acids. NCBI's taxonomy places the organism in Eukaryota, Metazoa, Arthropoda, Insecta, Diptera, Drosophilidae. The transcript has 2 exons. The record is from RefSeq and is a predicted model, not a curated record.
AAAAGUAGUGCAAAAGUAAUUGUUGCCACGCACCGAGCUCGUUGAUAACCAACCGUCGGCAGUCGGGGUCUGCGAUUACGAGAUCCAGACUGCCAGACUGCCAGACUGUCAGACUGUCAGACUGCCAGCUAACCCGUCUAACUAGUUGAUUUUGGGGCACUUAAUCCACGACGCCCAGGCUCGGACACUCCGGUCGGGUAAAGUCAUGCGGCUCGACCGCUGGCCAGUGCCAGUUCUGAUUGGAACGGCCUUCCGAGCGGUACGGUCCGCUCACCAAUAGCAAUACCAAUAGCAAUACCAAUAGCAAUAGCCAACACUCCGGACACGGAUCUGCGCCAGGAUGUCAAGCCAUUCCCGCCUGUUGCUGUUGAUGGCCUUGCUGUUGGCCGUGUUCCUGGGCUCCCUGUCGGCAGAUCCUGUUCCGCAGGACACGGCCGGUGGCCAGGACUCGGCGCUGCGGGAGAAACGUGGCACCGUCACCCUGGACUUUGGGCUGCUCCUGCGAAAUGUGCUGCUGAAGAGCGCCCAGUUGUCCUCGGCCAAGGCUAAUUUUGUGAAGACCACUCGACGUCCUGCGACGACAACCACAACCACGGCAGCCCCGCCCCCUCCACCGCCACCGCCACCACCUCCGCCACCACGCAUCCGGAAACCCCUUUGGCAUUCGUUCUUCAGUUCCGGCUUUUUGCCUUUUGAUUACGACUACGCCGAUCCUCCGGCUCCUCGACCUUCGGCGCCUCCCCCUCCCCCUCCGCCUGCGCCACCUGCUCCACCCGCUGCACAGGCGCCCAAACGCGUCCGACCGCCGUUACGCCCCCUGAGCGCCUUCUACGCCCAGCGGCCAGUGGCUCGUCCGCCGCCCCCACCUCCGCCGAACUAUGACUACGACUACGACUAUGAUGCCCCUGCUCCGCCUCCAGCCCCCACAGAAGCACCACCGCCUCCCACCGCUCCGCCACGCCCACGCCCACGGCCUCGGCCACGACCUCGUCCGCAGCAGCAGCCACAGCAGCCAGAGCAGCCAGAGCAGCAGCAGCCCAAUCCUCAACAGCGGCGUCCUGCGCAGCUGGGGGAUCGCCUUAUCUAUCAGUACGCACAACCUACUGAUACCUUCUCUAGGUCGCAAGCUGAGGCGGAGGUGGCGGGAGACCCAGAUGGUUCCCAAGGAGAUUCAGAUACGGAUACGGAUACGGAUACGAAUACGGAUGCUUUUGGUGCUGAUGAAGCCGCAUCCGAUCCCCCUGCACCAGCACCAACUCCGCGAUUUUUGGUCAACUACGAGAGCGAUGGCGAUUUGGAUCAACGGGAUCAACAGGAUCAACCACCUUCCGCUCCUGCUCCACCUGGGAAUCCUGCAUAUCCGGGCGACUACUUCUCAUCCUUUGACCUUGGCAGCCUGAAUCGCUUCCCGAAUCACCAGAAUCAGCAGCAGUACUACUUUAAGUAAGCGGUAUAAUUUCUUAUUACACCUUUUACUUUUACCUUUGUGGCAAUUGAUUGAAUUGUCAAAGCUCCCAAAUAUUUUAGCAAUUGUAUUGCAGCGUGUGCUUAAAAUUGGCCGUUAACUAUAAAUAAAUAUAAGUACAAUUUUUUUAUACCCAGUUUACAUUGUCGACUUAACAUAGACGGUAAAUUAUAAUUGAAAUAAAGUCAUGUUAAAAGGUCUGACUAAUUUGUUUUCCAGAUCCAAUACAAUCUUAUUAUUAUUGGCGGCAAGCCAAUAGAAAUGUAAUGCGAAAAUGAAAUAUUCUUUAAAACAUUUAAAUUUUGAAUUACAUGCGUAAAUGUUAUGAUGAUUUUCAGCUCAAUUAUUCGAUCGUUUACAUGGCAGCUAUAUAACAUCGAUUUCCGAUUUGAAUAAAAUUACUAUGUCCAAAAGAAUUUAAGAACAAUUGAAAAUUAGAUAAAAUUUAACAAGAAAGGAAGCAAACUUCGGC